Messenger RNA from Ilyonectria robusta, 696 nucleotides. RefSeq lists its product as uncharacterized. NCBI's taxonomy places the organism in Eukaryota, Fungi, Ascomycota, Sordariomycetes, Hypocreales, Nectriaceae. Bases 141 to 629 code for a protein of 162 amino acids. The record is from RefSeq and is a predicted model, not a curated record. The transcript has a single exon.
UCCGUCGAUACCUUGACCCGAGUCCAUCUACCACUGGCAUCCAUCAUCGCCAUCACCACUACCUCCACCACCACCUCCACGCAUGGCAUCUGUCCAAGACAGGGCGCGGGUGAUGGUGUGCGGCGGAUGGUGCAUAGCGGAUGGGGGAUGGGCUGCCGCCCGGGCAAUUGGCACUGAUUGGCAUCCAACCCAGCCCAGCCCAUUGGAACCGGCGGCUCGCAGCCGCAUCGCACUGGACAAGUCCUGCGAUCCGCAUCCCUCCUCUCGCGAGUCACCACUCACCACUCACCACUCACCACCGGUGCGCCAUCCACUCCGCGGCCACCUUCGAAACCAAUCUCGACCGCGGCCCAAAAGUGGAGUCCGACACGGCACUGAGUAAGGGCAGGAAAAUACCCCGACGCACGCCCACAGAGCUGCACGAAAGCAAGCAAUUCGUUGUUGGUAAGUGUGGAUUGAGCGCGCAUGAUUGUGAGCCGCCCUGCUUUCAUCCUCUUGUGCGGAGCUAUCCGAUGUCUGUCUCUUGGCCCUGCGGUGUGGUCUGCUUUUACCAUCCGGCUCCCAUCUCGCCUUUCUUCACUGCCUCAUCAAGUCUCCUGAUUCUCUGCCACACUGUUGGCAUGGACUGAAUCUUGCUCUUUUUGGGUCUCUCUACAUAGUACGAUAAAAACCUACUGAUUCCUCCUCUCCUCCCCG